AUAGAGGUUUGGGGAGGCAGAGGUGGGGGGGUUGGAGGGGCAUGCGUCAAGAUUCGUGCUCGAUGGCCUCGGCCAUGGAGGAGGAACGGGAGGGUAGGAAGAGCGAGAAGGUCUUGAAGUUAUUCGGAGUCAGUAUUGUCCGAGGAGAGGUGGGAGGCAUGGAGGAGGCCGCCGAUGGCGAGGCCGACGCGGAGGAGGAGGAGGUGAUGAGGAAGAGCUCCAGCAUGGGCAACCUGGCCUCAUGCGCCACCGUGCCUUUGGUCAUCGAUCAUGGCGCCGGCGACCAGGGGUACCACUCCGACGGUGCCAUCCUCCAGUCCGCCACCGGGAGGAGGAGGAGAUACCAGGAGCGAAAGAGAGAUUCAAUGCAUCUGAGAUGCUGGAGAGGAGCAGGAAUCGGCGAGAUCAUAUUUGCAGGGGAUUCCAUCAGCAGAAACCAGUGGGAGUCCUUCCUGUGCAUGCUGGCCAAAGCUGUGCAGAACAAGUCCAGCAUCAAGCACAAAGGCUUCCUGUCCAUAGUCUUCCAUUGCUUGUCGUCGUAUCGGGAUGCGUCUUCGCUUAUCUUGUGAAAGCAGAGGAUCAUGGAAUCCGAAUAGUUAAAAGUCUUCUUCCGCAACCAUCUCUUUCUCUAGUCUUACCUUACCAAAAAGAAAUCAGUCAUGGAUCAUCGAGAAGAACAGAUCUCUAUAGAAGAUCACUUAUCACCUUCAAACUUUAGCAGAGCAUUGUUCAUUAUCAAAAUCAGCAGUUAAUUGUCAUGCUGGGUGCAAGACAUCAAUGUCCAAUGUGGUUAUGUCAAUCUGCAUGAUGUUGGUCUUGCUCUUCUUGGCACCUCUCUUCAACUACACUCCCCUGCUGGCUCUAUCUGCCAUCAUUGCUGUUGCCAUGAUUGGGCUUAUCGAGUAUGAAGAAGCUUAUCGCCUCUUCGAGGUGGACAAAUUUGACUUGUUAAUCUGCAUGUCUGCAUUCUUUUUCUACAUUUAUGGUGAUGUAUUUUGACUGUUAAUGUUCUCCUAUCGACUAUUUGUAGGAGUUUGAUAGUCUUUAUUGUCUUCUCCAAAGAUUAAUAAAAUUAUAAAAAUAUUUAAUAUUUUUUUUAUCAUUUUGUUCAACUA
Messenger RNA from Musa acuminata AAA Group (dessert banana), 1115 nucleotides. RefSeq lists its product as uncharacterized. Gene Ontology annotation, molecular function: transferase activity. The record is from RefSeq and is a predicted model, not a curated record. Lineage: Eukaryota; Viridiplantae; Streptophyta; Magnoliopsida; Zingiberales; Musaceae. The transcript has 2 exons. The coding region runs from base 42 to 569 and encodes 175 amino acids.